GUCACUUGUUUCCUGUCUCCAAACUCCAAAUUUUUCCUCAUCAUCCUCUUGGCUAGGUCUCCUAUAUCACCAUGACUCUCUGGAUCAGCUCUCUGCCUCUCCUUGUUUUGAUUGCUGUUUCUGCCCCUACCAUUAGUUACGCUCUUCCCAAUCAGCAUCUAUGUGGCUCUCAUCUAGUGGAGGCUCUCUACCUUGUAUGUGGUGACCGAGGCUUCUACUAUUCUCCCAAAACACGUCGGAACGUCGAACAGCCCCUAGUGAGUGGGCCUCUACAGAAUGAAGUGGAAACCCUGCCAUUCCAGCCACAGGACUUUCAGAAGGUGAAGAGAGGAAUUGUUCAGCAAUGCUGUGAAAAUACCUGUUCCCUAUAUGAGCUGGAAAACUACUGCAAUUGAAAGAGCAAAAUGGGGCCAUGUAGGAGUGAAUGGAGAAGAAAGCACUUUGCUAUUGCACCUUCAAAGUAACCAAAUAAAAAUCUAUGUGUGUAUUUA
This is a messenger RNA of Anolis sagrei ordinatus, 491 nucleotides long. It is a transcript of the gene INS, whose product is annotated as insulin. NCBI's taxonomy places the organism in Eukaryota, Metazoa, Chordata, Lepidosauria, Squamata, Anolidae. Gene Ontology annotation, molecular function: hormone activity. Gene Ontology annotation, cellular component: extracellular region. The record is from RefSeq and is a predicted model, not a curated record.